UGGGAGGAAGGUGGUGUGCACAGUGGCUUUUGUGCUCUUCUAAGGAGCAAAGCAGCAGCUGGAAGACAAAGAAGAUGGCAAUAAGAGCACUCAGGACAACUGUAAAUAACAAGCGACAUUGAAAAUCGAAGAAAAUCAAGCCAAAAAUCGAAAUAUUUUCCAUUUCCUUCAGAAACCACACACAAUUCUCCUCCUCCUCCAGAAGUUUUGGCAAAAGAGAGAAAAUCAAGAAAGAAUAAACAGAUUAUGCAGAACUCAAGGAUAAAUUACGUGAAAAGUCAAGGGAGGUUCAUUCAGCAAAAGAGAAAUAUUUGGAAGUCAGUGGGGAGGAAAAGGUCAAUAACAAAAGUCACGUAGAACACACAGGAAUGCAGGCCUCUCCUUGUGAGGAAGAAAACUGCUUGAAUUAAAGCACCACUAAACAAGACGUUGUCCAUAUUUUUGUCGUCCUCAAGAAUAUCAGCUAUGGAAAAGCUCCAUAGAUUUGCCUAUUGUGGGAAAAGCACAGGUUGCACAUCACAGCUGAUUAUGUACUAGAGGAGCCAGAAAGGAGAAAAGCCAUAAAAAUUACCUCAAUGCGGCCAAAUCUUGUCAAAAAGCUCCCUUGGGGUUCAUGGAAGCACCCACACAAGAGAGAAGCCAUAAAAGUGCUCCCAAUGUAGUAAAUGCUUUAGUGAGCAUAGCAAUGUGGUUAUACAUCAGAGAAUUCUCCAUGGAGAAACCCUAUGAGUGUCGAGAAUGUGGGAAAGGUUUUAUUAAAAAUUCCCACCUCAUGAGACACCAUAGGACUCACACAGGAGAGAAACCUUUUGAAUGUCCUCUCUGUGGGAAAUAUUUUAGUGAUAAUUCCAGCCUGGUGAAACACCAUAGGACUCACACAGGAGAGAAACCCUUUGAAUGUCCUCUCUGUGGGAAACGUUUUAGUGAUAAUUCCACGCUGGUGAAACACCAGAGAACUCACACAGGAGAAAAACCUUUUCAGUGUCCUGAUUGUGGGAAACGUUUCAUUAGAAAUUCCCACUUCAUGAUACACCAGAGAAUUCACACAGGAGAAAAACCAUUUGAAUGUCCUAUCUGUGGGAAAAGUUAUAGUGAUAAUUCCAGCCUGGUGAAACACCAGAGGACUCACACAGGAGAAAAACCCUUUGAAUGUUCUGACUGUGGGAAAAGAUACAGUCAGAAUUCCUACCUGGUAAUACAUCAGAGGAUUCACACAGGGGAGAAACCCUUUGAAUGUCCUGACUGUGGAAAAAGGUUCAGUCAGAAUUCCUCUCUGGUAGUACACCAGAGGAUUCAUACAGGAGAAAAACCCUUUGAAUGUCCUAUCUGUGGGAAAAGUUUCAGUCACAAUACCAGCCUGAUGAAUCACCAGAGUACCCACACUGGAGAGAAACCUUUUGAAUGUCCUGAUUGUGGAAAAAGUUUUAGCCAAAAUUCCCACCUCAUGAGACACCAGAGGACUCACCCAGGAGAGAAACCCUUUGAAUGUCCCAUUUGUGGGAAAAGUUUCAGUGAGGAUUCCUAUCUCAUAAUACACCAGAGGACUCACACAGGAGAGAAACCCUUUGAAUGUUCAGAUUGUGGGAAAAGUUUCAGUCGAAAUUCCUACCUUAUGAACCAUCAGAGGACUCACACAGGAGAGAAAUCCUUUCAAUGCCCAGAUUGUGGGGAAAGUUUUGUUAGAAAUUUCCACCUCAUGAGACACCAGAGGACUCACACAGGAGAGAAACGCUUUAAAUGUCCGGAUUGUGGAAAAAACUUCAGUCAAAAUUCCCACCUCAUGAGACACCAGAGGACUCACACAGGAGACAAACCCUUUGAAUGUCCUGAUUGUGGGAAAAGUUUCAGUCAGAAUUCCCACCUCAUUAACCACCAGAGUACUCACACAGGAGAGAAACCCUUUGAAUGUCCUGACUGUGGGAAAAGUUUCAGUCGAAAUUCCCACCUCAUGAAUCACCAGAGGACUCACACAGGAGAGAAACCUUUUGAAUGUCCUGAUUGUGGGAAAAGUUUUAGUCGUAAUUCCUAUCUUGUAAUACACCAAAGGACUCAUACCAUGGAGAAAUCUUUCAAAUGUCCAGUCUGUGGACUUUACUUCAAGCAUAAAUCAUACCUAAUUGCACACAAGGAAAUCCACAUGAGGCAAAGGUUGAGUUUAGAGAAGUCUUGAAUUUCAUUUGUGAUCUCCCAUUCAUAAAGUGUAGUUGAGAAAUUGACUGUUUGAAUUCUGGCCUGGUUCUUUUUCAAACUUUUCUCAGGAUUAAGUGGGUAGAGAGAAAAAGAAAGUGGUCAUCAGCAGAAUCUUCUGGAUAUUUCCUUUUGCAGAAGUAGUGGAAUUUCUCAAAAAGAAUUUUGGAUGGUUUUGUAUGUUGAUUAUGGACCCACAAGUGGAAUUUCACUACCUUGGUUUUGCUCAGAUUUUAAGCCUCAGAAUUCCCCACCAGCAUAAAAAUAGUCCUCUAGAUAAAACUAUUAUGGUUCUUGCAAUUACAGUUGUAUGUUGCAACAACUGUUAAGUGAGAUUGCUUUCCUUAACUACCCAAAUCCCCCUGCUCUCCCUAAGGGAGUUACUAAUCGAAUGUGCAAGUUUAAUAAAUCAAAUGUGCAAGACUUGUGGAAGUGGGUGCCAUUUUGCCACACUGUGCACACUGUCAUACAGAAGAGGGACAAAUCUGUUUUGCUACCUUAACAUAAGG
This is a messenger RNA of Notechis scutatus (mainland tiger snake), 2696 nucleotides long. The record is from RefSeq and is a predicted model, not a curated record. Lineage: Eukaryota; Metazoa; Chordata; Lepidosauria; Squamata; Elapidae.